UGACGAGUGCGCCUGUAAAUAGAUGAAAUAAGGCGUCGAUACUUUGGAAUGAAAGAGAGCACACCAGCGUAGUGUCUCCUGACGGGGGUUAGGGAAAGGAAUUAAUCAUUUCACCGGCAACACCGGCACUUCAGUGCGCGUUUGUGCCACCUCCAGACGGCUCUCCAAGUCCAUGGAUAAAAAGGAACACGAGGCGGCAGAAUGGUUGUUGCAGGAGCGAGUAACGGGACUUUCGGCAGUGGCAACAUGAGGUCGUCGUUCAUGAUAGAGGACAGAGUCGGUGGCGGAGAUCCCGGGGGCUCCACUAACAUGAUGAUCUCGGAGGCUCUUGCGCUUCGGCUACUAAAGGCUGCGCAAGGCGCCGCAGAUGCAGCGGCAGCAGCGGCAGCAGCCACUUCUCCGUCCACCUCCAGUCAGCCGCAGGUCAUGGAGACGAACGGGACCCGCUGCGGGGAGCAGAUCCUGAGCUACGGCCGGGUGGAGAAAGUUCUGAUCGGCGCGGUGCUCACCAUGCUCACGCUGUCCACGAUCUGCGGGAACUUGCUCGUGGUCAUCUCCGUCUGUUUUGUCAAGAAGCUGCGCCAGCCGUCCAACUAUCUCAUCGUUUCUCUGGCAGUGGCCGACCUGUCUGUGGCUCUGGCCGUGAUGCCGUUUGUCAGUAUCACGGACCUUAUCGGCGGUCAGUGGAUAUUCGGUCAGUUCUUCUGUAACGUUUUUAUCGCCAUGGAUGUGAUGUGCUGCACCGCGUCCAUCAUGACUCUGUGCGUAAUCAGCAUCGACAGGUAUUUGGGUAUCACUAAGCCUCUGACUUAUCCUGUCCGGCAAAACGGCUGCUGCAUGGCCAAGAUGAUCCUGUCGGUGUGGCUCCUCUCUGCCUCCAUCACCCUCCCCCCUCUGUUCGGCUGGGCACAGAACGUCAACGACGGCAGGGUCUGUCUCAUCAGCCAGGACUUCGGAUACACUGUCUACUCUACAGCCGUGGCCUUCUACAUCCCCAUGUCGGUGAUGCUGAUCAUGUACUACAGGAUCUACCGAGCGGCCAAGCUCAGUGCAGCCAAGCACACCAUCACUGGCUUCCCCAGGGAAGGGGAACACCGAGCCGUGGUGACUCUUCGCGGGGGGAGAGGAGGGCAUCAGCCAGCAGAGUCGGGAGAGACGGGAAGUGUCGAGGGGACGGAGGUCGAACAGGUGGAGGAAGCCGAGGAAGAGGAGAGCUUGGACUGCGUGGCAGCGGCACUGAAGCUCCAGCGUGAGGUGGAGGAGGAGUGCAGCACACGCGUCUCCCGCCUUCUCAAAACCGGCGAGCACCACCAACGGCGGAAGAGGAAAAACCAGUCCAUCUUCAAACGGGAGCAGAAGGCUGCAGCCACUCUGGGCAUCGUAGUUGGCGCCUUCACCUUCUGCUGGCUGCCGUUCUUCCUGGUGUCCACUGCCAGGCCCUUCGUCUGUGGCGUGCAGUGCAGCUGUGUGCCCCUCUGGCUGGAAAGAACUCUGUUGUGGCUUGGCUACGCCAACUCCCUCAUUAAUCCCUUCAUUUAUGCAUUCUUCAACCGUGAUCUGAGGACCACCUACAGCAACCUCCUGCGCUGCCGCUACAGGAACAUCAAUCGGAAGUUGUCGGCGGCUGGCAUGCACGAGGCUCUGAAACUGGUGGAGAAACCAGACGCUGAUGCGUAAAGCUGUAGGUCUGCCAAUCAGCAAGGCUGCAGAGACCAGUAUGGAAAAAAAUCCACUGGGGCUCAGACUGUGGCACAAGGCCAUUGUGCUGACAGACCUUUUUACCCUCCAGAUUUCAUGAGGAUUGCCAAGGCGAGAGGAGGCAAGAUGCUGCGAUUAAGUGGAUGUAGAGGAAGCCUAAGUGUUUCACUCUGGAGAAAACUGGGAGAAAACAGAGCUCAGUGGUGAUGAAUUCAUACUGUUUAAUUAGUGGCAGCUGUUGCAGGGAUUCUGAAGCCCACGAGGAAGGGCUACCUUGGUGGAUUUGAAACUGGCUGCAAUGUUGCUGAAGAGCCUUUUGCACAUGACAUUGAUGCAAAAGCAGGAGGAGCUACACACCCAGACUUUGAUCUCAGCUCCUGUCAUGGAUGGAAAUGAUCUUACUCAGUAGCCAGUGACUUACAGCCACUUACAGCCACUAACAACGAGAAAAUAAAGAACGUCUCGGAGCUCAACCGCUACCAAAUGUGUUUACUUUGCGUCGUAGUUAUCACUUUUUUUAAAUGUAGAGUGUUUCAUCAGUGAACAGCCGUAACAAGUGGACACGGUAAUGAUUAAAAAGUAUAUUAUGUAAAAAUUUAUGUACACAAGUCAAUAGCCACGCUGUUUUUGUAACAAAUGGUUCUGAUCUGUUGUAACCUAAUGAGUUGAUAUCAUUUGAAGAUGAGCCAAAAUGUGCUCCCUUUCCUUCUACUCGUGUCAUGACCACCUCUUUAUUGAAAACUAUUUACUGAUCAUUUAUUUCUGUGAUAUGGCAGCUAAUUAAUGAGCAAGCAAGGACUCUUAGGGAUGAGAAAAUGACGUGAAAUGCAGAACACGAUGAUGUCGAAGCGGAGCUGAAGGUGGAGUAGAGGGAAACAACAUCAUUGAGGACGCUUUCUGAAUGUGCCUGUGCCUUUUUCUGCUUUGUCGGUUAAGGUUUGGUUGCAGCACACAAGAGUCUUACACUGUGUUAGAAAGUUGAGACAACGUGCGACUUUAGCCUUGUUGUGCAUUACAUAACAAAAGAAACGGCCAAUAAAAUGGGCAGUAUCCUCUCAAACAGAGAUGAAUGAUGGACAGACUCUAAGUUUUUAGGAGCUAAUCUUUUGACAUGACACGCACCAAAAAUUAUUUUCACAGUUAAUUUAGCAGUUGACUAGUUUUGGGGCUACAGUUCUGUCUCAAGUGGGUCCAAAAACAGUAAAAUCACAGUUUCUUAUUCCACAAAGUGAUGCCUGGAGGUGUUUUUUCCUGCAUGAUGAGCUGACCAAUCUACAGUCAUCAAAAAAAUACCCCAUGUACCAGUUUCAUUUUGAUAAAUUAUGUUUCCAUUCUUUAUAAUAUAUAAAAAUCUUAACAUUAAUAUAUUAUAUGGACAUUUUUUAAGACAAAUCCAGGAUCAGGAUUUGUCCUGCUGCUGGUAAACACCCCUGACCCAUAACUGGCGUCUCCUUUGAAGUCAAAUAUUGCUUAACUCCAGUUGCUGCUCAAAACCCUGUCAUAUUUUUCCAACUGGGCCCAGCUAGAAAUUAGGAGAUCAGGCGUCACAGAAAUGUGUUGUAAUUCAUCCAGCUGAACAGCAGGGGGCCCCGGUGAGACAAUCCUCAAUGAGCAUGAGUGAACGGAGCUAAACAAUUAAAAUCAAGAUUUAUGUGUCAUUCUAGGGAAUAAAAUACAUAAACUGAUGAUGUUUCCUGUUUGAAGUAAAACGACAGUUCUGCUGAUUUUUUUUUCUUACAUAGAGGUCAAGUUAGCUUAUAAAUGCUAGCAUCCCGCUAAUCAGCGCUAUUAGUCAAUUAAGAAUUUUACCAUGGGACCAACACCCUUAUUGGCACCUUUGUCCAAAUGAUAACUACACAUAAGACGUUAAACCACGACAGCAGUUUCAGUGUGUGUGUGUGGGGGAAGCAGCUGGUUGUGGUGGGUGAAGGCGAUGCUAGCAUCGGGAUGCCGUGAAAUGCCUCAGACACACAAAAUGAUUUUAUGACGAUGAAAAUUUAUGGUCUAAACCCUUUCUAUAUAACGAUGAUGGAAUUUCCUCGUAGCCCUGUUCAUUCUGGAUUCGAUUAUUUCAUUCAAAUUCUCUAACUGGUGAUAAAAGCAUGGAGGAAGCGUAAAUACGGCUUUUUUUCUAAAGAUUAGUUAGAUGUGAUCAUUUAUUAGGCUCUGUACCACCAGUGUUAAUUAAAUGACCUCCAAUAUGUUGGGCUGUCAUGCUGUUAAUCUUCUCACCUCCUGUUAUUAUGGAGUUUUAUG
Messenger RNA from Oreochromis aureus, 3954 nucleotides. Its product is annotated as 5-hydroxytryptamine receptor 7. The coding region runs from base 202 to 1677 and encodes 491 amino acids. Gene Ontology annotation, biological process: smooth muscle contraction; adenylate cyclase-activating adrenergic receptor signaling pathway; circadian rhythm. The transcript has 2 exons. NCBI's taxonomy places the organism in Eukaryota, Metazoa, Chordata, Actinopteri, Cichliformes, Cichlidae. Gene Ontology annotation, cellular component: membrane. The record is from RefSeq and is a predicted model, not a curated record. Gene Ontology annotation, molecular function: G protein-coupled serotonin receptor activity.